AUGCCUGGGGGUGCUGAGCCUGGGGGUGCUGAGCCUGGGGGUGCUGAGACUGGGGGUGCUCCGCCUGGAGGUGUUUUGCCUGAGGGUGCUGAGCCUGGAGGCUCUCCGCCUGGAGGUGCUUCGUCUCGCCGAGAGCCACUCUCCCCACAGGAGCUGCGUGAGUGGUUUGCCCGGCGCUGGAGGCGUGCUGCUGGUGCUGGAGGUUCUUCGGCUACAGAGGGUGCUGCUGCCGCGCGUCCCGGAGGUCCUCGUGCUGUGGGUGCUGGAGCUGCUGGGUCUGCGGGUUCUCCUGGAGCUGGUACUGCUGAGGGUGUUGGCGCUGAGACUACUGCUGGUGGUUCGACUGGCAGUGCUCCUGGUGCUGCUGGGGGUGCUGGAGGUGCUGCUAGAGGUGCUGCUAGAGCGGGUACUCCUGGUGGGGGUACUGGUGCUGUCCCUGCUGUUUCUGGCGUCGCCACGCGGCCCCGACUGUACUUGGUUCCGCUCCUGCAGCAGGUUCUUGGUCUGACACCUUCUCCUGGUCCUCCUCCUCCUCCCUUAGAGGGUCCACGGCCAGUCCCGUCACAGUUACAGCUACAACCUGCCUCCCCUUUGCCUGCUCCUUCUCCCUACGCUGGUCCGACUAGAGGUCUUACUGAGCAUCGUGAGCCUGCGUCUCGUCCUGCGUCGCCUGUUCGUACUGCACGCACUAGUGGUCGCGGUUCACGUCAGCGUCCUCCUCCUGUCCCUGGCACGCACCGGAUGUCUCUGCGUCCGUCUACUGCUCCUCUGCGUGCCCCUUUGCCUUCUCCUCCUGCUUCCUCUCUUCCUGCUCUUGCCGACCCGGAGUCGGACUCUCUUCGUGCUGCCAGUCCCACUGUCACGCGUCUCCUUGCUACUGCUGUCACUGACCCUUCUUUCGAGCACGGACGUCUUUGA
Closterium sp. NIES-65 is the source of this 918-nucleotide messenger RNA. The record is from the annotation of a GenBank genome assembly. NCBI's taxonomy places the organism in Eukaryota, Viridiplantae, Streptophyta, Zygnematophyceae, Desmidiales, Closteriaceae.